This is a messenger RNA of Sorghum bicolor (sorghum), 525 nucleotides long. Its product is annotated as brain acid soluble protein 1-like. The coding region runs from base 1 to 525 and encodes 174 amino acids. Lineage: Eukaryota; Viridiplantae; Streptophyta; Magnoliopsida; Poales; Poaceae. The record is from RefSeq and is a predicted model, not a curated record. The transcript has 3 exons.
AUGGCAGCGGACCCCUCCCCCGCAGAGGCGCUGCCGGCGGAGAGCAGCCAGGCGCCAAAGCAUCGUCGACUCGUCCGGAUCAUUGAUGACGACGACGAGGAGGAGGAGGCCCCGCCUUCUCUGGUCCGGAGACCGCGCAGUCGACCGGACACAGCUCCGGCCACCACUGAUCAGGUGGCCAGCGACCCUCCUGCACCGCGCGUCGCAGAGACGGGAGUGCAGGCGCCAACCGGUAGGACCAGGAGGAGGUUCACCGCAACACACCGGCGAUCUGACCUCGCGGCGUCGGACGUCAACCCCGACCAGGUCGCUGAACAGAGGACAGCCGAGCCUGUCGCCGCCGUUGGAGACACCGCGCCGCAAGCCACGGAGCAGCCUGCGGCGGCGACCGCUACUACGAGCGCCGGGGAACAACCGGCCCCGGCCGCACUAACAGCAGCUCCAUCUCCUUAUAAUACUCAUCAACCGAUCUUUUCCUUGCUUCAACAUUUGCAACCUAUUGUCAAGGUCACGCUGAUAGCUUGA